Molecule: messenger RNA, 294 nt
Organism: Rotaria sp. Silwood1
Lineage: Eukaryota; Metazoa; Rotifera; Eurotatoria; Philodinida; Philodinidae
Source: the annotation of a GenBank genome assembly
AUGCCACAAGUUAUUGAUUCACUUGCUACAUUUGUAGAUGAAAUUGGUUUAAUAUCAAAAGAUAAAUUUAUGUUUGGAAUGAUGAGUGAUGAUAUUAAUGAUGCAACACGCAUUGUUGGUACACCUACAUUUCUUAUUAAUGGUGUGAGCACAAGUGCUGGUUCAUCAUGGUCAUUAUCAGACUGGAAAUCUGUUAUAGAUGCAAUUUUAGCAACAAAUGAAAAUACUUCAUCGAAAGUCAAAGAUUGUCCUUCUAGACAAACUGAAUGUAAUUAUGCUCUACAUAAAAGCUGA